Sorex fumeus (smoky shrew) is the source of this 1780-nucleotide messenger RNA. RefSeq names its product CDK5 regulatory subunit associated protein 3 (gene CDK5RAP3). NCBI's taxonomy places the organism in Eukaryota, Metazoa, Chordata, Mammalia, Eulipotyphla, Soricidae. The transcript has 14 exons. The coding region runs from base 107 to 1627 and encodes 506 amino acids. The record is from RefSeq and is a predicted model, not a curated record. Gene Ontology annotation, cellular component: endomembrane system. Gene Ontology annotation, biological process: regulation of cyclin-dependent protein serine/threonine kinase activity; regulation of mitotic cell cycle.
GGAAGUGGGGACGUGGCCGCAGUAGGCCGGCUGGUGCGCAGCCCGGGAUUGGUGGUGGGCGGGGGGCGAGCCGGAGCUCGCGAGCGGAAGCGGAAGUGGAGGAAAGAUGCAGGACCAUCAGCACGUGCCCAUCGACAUCCAGACCAGCAAACUGCUCGACUGGCUGGUGGACCGGAGGCAUUGCAACCUGAAAUGGCAGAGUCUGGUGCGGACCAUCCGCGAGAAGAUCAACGCCGCCAUCCAGGACAUGCCAGAGAGCGAGGAGAUUGCCCAGCUGCUCUCUGGAUCCUACAUUCACUACUUCCACUGCCUGCAGAUCGUGGACCUGCUCAAAGGCACUGAAGCCUCCACCAAGAACAUUUUUGGCCGGUAUUCUUCCCAGCGCAUGAAGGAUUGGCAGGAGAUUGUGACCCUGUAUGAGAAGGACAAUACCUACUUAGUGGAACUUUCCAGCCUCCUGGUGCGUAAUGUCAGCUAUGAGAUCCCCUCCCUGAAGAAGCAGAUCGCCAAGUGCCAGCAGCUGCAGCAAGAAUACAGCCGCAAGGAGGAGGAGGGCCAGGCAGGGGCCUCGGAGAUGCGGGAGCAGUUCUACCACUCGUGCAAGCAAUAUGGAAUCCUGGGGGACAAUGUCCGGAGAGAGUUGCUGUCCCUGGUGAAAGACCUGCCCAGUCAGCUGGCGGAGAUCGGGGCCGGGGCACAGGGCCUGGGGGAAGCCAUCGACCUCUACCAGGCCUGCGUGGGCUUCGUGUGUGAGAGCCCUACCGAACAAGUAUUGCCAAUGCUGCGGUUCGUGCAGACCCGGGGCAACUGCACAGUGUACGAGUGGAGGACGGGCUCAGAACCCACGGUGGUGGAGCGGCCGCACCUCGAGGAGCCUCCGGAGCAGGUGGAAGAAGACGCGAUUGACUGGGGCGACUUCGGGGUCCAGGUGGCUUCAGAAGGGGCAGACUUGGGCAUAUCCGCCCAAGCUGCUGAAAUCGACUGGGGCAUCUCGCUGGAAUCUGACUCAAAGGAAGCGGUGAGUGAUGAGAUCGACUGGGGAGAUGCGACCGCCACUGCCUCACAGAUCACCGUGCUAGAAGCAGGAACCCAGGCUCCAGAAGGUGUGGCGAGAGGUCCGGAUGCUCUGACACUUCUUGAAUACCCGGAGACCCGGAAUCAGUUCAUUGAUGAGCUCAUGGAGCUGGAGAUCUUCCUGUCCCAGAGAGCUGUGGAGAUGGGCGAGGAGGCCGACAUCCUGUCCGUGAGCCAGUUCCAGCUGGCUCCUGCUGUCCUGCAGGGCCAGACCAAGGUGAAGAUGGUUGCCAUGGUGUCGGUGCUCCAGGAUCUGAUUGGCCAACUGACCAACCUCCGGAUGCAGCACUUGUUCAUGAUUCUGGCCUCCCCCAGGUAUGUGGACCGAGUGACAGAACUCCUGCAGCAGAAGCUGAAGCAGUCGCAGCUGCUGGCACUGAAGAAAGAGCUGAUGGUGCAGAAGCAGCAGGAAGCCCUGCAGGAACAGGCCGCCCUGGAGCCCAGGCUCGACCUGCUGCUGGAGAAAACCAAGGAGCUGCAGAGGCUGAUCGAAGCCGACAUUUCCAAGAAGUACAACGGGCGCCCGGUGAACCUGAUGGGGACCACCGUGUGACGCCCUUGGCCUCCUUUGCAGCUGCCUGCUUGGCCUCCAGGAAGUGGGUGGACUGGGCCAGUGUGCAGAGUUGGCAGCCGGUGGACAGAGGGCCAUAUGCGGGAGCCCCAAGACCCUGGGACCUGCCCACUCACUGUAGCCUCUGCGCUUUCU